UAUUUGAACACAGCGCGCUCUCUGACCUCAAUCUCUCGAGAAAACGCUCGAGUGAUCUCCCCAGCAGCCCGGAGAGCUCGAGCCUCGGUUUUGAAUUGAAACGUCGCUCCUGCUUUGCAUAAGCAGCGGUCUCGCGCAGCUGAUUGGACCGCUCGCGGGAUUUUAAUCUGCAUCUUCUUUUCAUGACCACCACGCUUCGUCUUCUUCACUCCCUCCUCCUCCUCCUCCUCCUCCUCGUCCUCAUCCUUCAUGAGGGGGAGCAGCCUGCGCGCCGCUCAGACGUGGAGGGGAACGAGACGGAGAGGGACACCCGCCACUGACCGCGCGGGGCUUUAUUGUUAGGCCGGUGAAAUUUACGGCUCUGUCGCGUGCAUUUCUUUUUUUUUUUUUUUUUUUUUUUUACCUCGGCGCUGGGACGGAAAGGGAGGGACUGUUUGUUUGUCCGGGACUUCAAAGACACUCACACACUCACAGAGAGACAGAGAGGCAGAGAGGAAGGACAUCGAAUUGUGAGAGGAACUGGCCAACCAGGACGAGCGUGAGCCCCGGGACCUUGUAAUCAAGAAGCAAGUAGGCGUCUGCACCUUUUUUAUAGGAGGAGGGAAUGAAACCGGAUGGGGAUACCAUGGAAACCACGGAGCCCACUGAAGCUGCAGCUGUAGCAGAGCCCUCUUCGUUGCAGGACAACAUCACAGAGCAAGCCCCUUCGCAACCAGAAGAAGCGGCGAAUGACGCGGCAGCACCCAGGGCUGCCCCGAAGGCCAACGGCAAGCCGGCGGCGGCAGACCCCAAAGUCAAACCGACAGCCGUUGCGACUAAAAUGCAGCACGCAGCCAAGUCUGCGGGGGCCUCCGGAUCACGUCCAGGUACCGCCUCGCACCGCACGGCGAAUGACGUCAAAUCCUCCAACCAUACUUCUGCAGCCGCAGUCAAGAAAACGGCGACUACAGCAAAAGCCCCGGCGGCGGGGGCCGUACCUAAAAGACCGGCGGGAGGGGCAACGUUUUCCUCCACGGGGAAGAACCAAUCUAGAGUGCCUGACAAGAGGCCUGUUGGACCGGCCAGGACUACCUCUGCUGCUGCCGCCACGGCAACAAAUAGUACCAAACCAACAACAGUGAACGGCAUUCCUAAGAAGAGACCAGUAGCCGAGACUGUUAAUGUAGCGAGACCCAAAACCACAGCUACUGCCAGCAGAGCGGCGGCGUCCACUGCCCCAAAACCCAGCACCUCGACCACAACAAGAGCUGUUGGUGCCAGCGUUUCAAAGACCGCCAGGCCUGCUACAGGUCCCUCGACUUCUCGACCUGCAUCCACGACAUCCAGGCCCACCACAUCCACAGUCAAGCCCUCCACCACUGCAACUGCCAAGACCACUGCCUCCAGAGUCACCACAGCGCCCUCUACAGGCAGGACCACAGCAGCACAGCCUACCAAAACUGCUGCUGCUAAGAAAGAUGUCAGUCGACCACUUUCUGCAGUGGCAAAGAAACCUACCACAACGUCCACUGUUACCAAAAAACCUGAACCCUCUAAACCCACAGCCACCGUAAAGCUCAACUCCGCCUCCAAAUUGUCGUCGGCCGAGAAGUCGGCAGACCCCAAAAUGCCACAGUCCAAAACUCCUCAACCUGCGAGUUCUACUCCCACAAAGAAACCUGUAGCGGCGGUUCGGUUCCUCGCCCACAACAAGCUGCCGCUCGGUCGAACCCCACCCGCCUCUCCAGUCACCAAACCUGCAAGCAGCAGCACCCCUCAGGCAAAACGUGGAACCAAACCCACUCAGGCUGUCCCGCCUUUCACCGCUGCCAAGAAGACGGGGGUUUCAAAUACUACCAAACCUGCUGAAGAAGCACAGAGAGCUGCAGGAGGAGGAGCAGCAGCAGCAGCAGCAGCAGCAGCAGCAGCAGCGACUGUGCUAGCAGCAACACAAACGGAGGCUACAGCGUCUCUCCCACAGGGAUCAUCCCUCGCUGCCUCCGCACCAGAGGACGACCCUCCCCAAGUCUCGGCCCAGGAUACCCCGCCAGACGUGGUACCUCAAGAGAUUGUUCAAAGACAUGCAGCUGCUUCUUCUCCUCCUCAAAGCCCCGUCAGGACAGCCUUACCACAAACCCCUCCACCCGAGGAGCAGCCAAAGAGCGACGCUCCCAUACUGUCCACACAGGAGCAGAGCCCUGCCCCGGCUGAGCCUUCACCACCACCAGUGGCCUGUCCUCCAGAUCUAUCCGAGGAGGCUCUUUACCUGUUAACAAACCAAAGCCCCUCCACAUCUCAAGCCCUCCCAACGGCUGCAGCAGCGGACGCCAUCCUUCUGAUGGUUCCUCACACCAAUCUAAAUGAGGAGGAGGAGGAUGAUGAAGAGGACAGGGAAGGAAGCCAGCUGGUUUCUGUGUCUGAAAUGAGCGGAACCACACAGCCCACCGAGGAGUCUCGUCCCGGGUCGGCUGGACCACCAGGAGGUUCCCCUUGGAGGGCGGGUGGCGCGUUGCUCUCCGAGCUGGACUCCGAGGAGGUAAGCGGCAGCCAGCAGGGAGCGUCUGAGCUGAGCGCCCCCGGCGUGCUGGAGGGCACGGAGAGCAUGGAUGACCUUGGAGACGGCAGCCUCAAAGGAGCCAUCGACAUGGAGGGGGCCUCGGCGGGCUCCCCCGACUUCGAGAAGGUUCCCGACAUACCGGCGAACGACUUCGACGAGGACGAAGACGAGGACGAUUACGACGACCGGGUCUGCGACAUGGACGUGGGCUCGGAGCGGGCCGACGAACCUCAGAGACCCAGGCAUGACAACGACGUGAAUGAGGAUGCUGAGGAUGAGGAGGAGGAAGAGGACGACGAUGACGUGGAGAUGGCUAGUGAGGGCGUGACCGAGAGCGGGCUGGAGAGCUAUGGGAACGCAGAUGAGGAUGACUUUGCUGAGGAUGAACGGCUGGACAACCUGAACAGAGUGGCCGAGCCCCCGCCCCCCCUCUGCUGCCCUCCGCCCCGGCUGCUCAGUGGGACCAACCGAACCCCUUUGUGGAUCCCUGGAACGAACCUCUUCAGCAGCAGCAGGGUGCCGAGCACGCCUCCCAGCCCGAACAGGUGGCGGGAGCGUCUGCAGCGAGCCCUUUGGCCGGCCCCUGGCAAGCGGACUCGGUGACCCCAACUCAGAACCCAGCCCAAGCUUGGCUAGAACUCGGCUCGGCUCCUUUUGUUCCCGAUAACCAAGAAGUUCCCCACGGUUCCUCUG
This is a messenger RNA of Anoplopoma fimbria (sablefish), 3229 nucleotides long. RefSeq names its product proline rich 36a (gene prr36a). NCBI's taxonomy places the organism in Eukaryota, Metazoa, Chordata, Actinopteri, Perciformes, Anoplopomatidae. The record is from RefSeq and is a predicted model, not a curated record. The transcript is spliced from 5 exons. The coding region runs from base 605 to 3139 and encodes 844 amino acids.